AUGGGAGAAACGACAAUUCGUAAUUCUCGAAGAAAGAAGAACGUGGCGACUACAUUAGCUGAUUGGUCAACCCUUCAUCAAGAUUUUAUUAACUGUUUCGCGCAUCAAAUAGUUUCCAUGAAGGAUUUCUUUGCUUUUGGAGGAGUUUCCAAAUCAUGGAGAUCAGCGAUCAAGGAAAAUUCUAAUACAGCUCUAAGAUUACAGCAUAAAGUUCCAGUCCUAAUUCUUUCAAAGGAGAUCAACACUCCCGUCCGCAAUAUCUACAGCUUGACAGAAGGUCAAAUUUCCCAGCUUGAUUUACUAGAAACUAAGGGCAAACUUUGCUUUUCUUCUCUAGGAUGGUUGUUGACUGUAUCCCACGAUUAUUCCACACUUGAUCUUUUUAAUCCGUUAACCCAUGCCCAUAUUGAGCUACCUCCUCCUCUGCCGCCAAAAAAAUUCUCGCUUCGUAACUUGAAGAAGUUUGUAUUGUCAUCGAGCCCUUCUUUUACAUCGGAUUAUGGGGUCAUGCUUCUAUCAUAUCAUCAUUUAGCAUUCUACAAGCCGGGGUACAACAAUGGUACAUGGACUCUGGGGCCUAUACCUUUACCGGAGCCGUUAAUAUUAGUUGAUGCAGUUUAUUACAAGGGACAAUUUUAUGUGGUGGACUAUCGUGGUAAGGUUUUUGUUUGUAAGAUCGAAGAUCCUAAUAAUGCAGCACAAAUGAGGCUUGUGGCUCCAGAGAUUCCUGAACAACUCUUCGGCAAAGAUAUUCAUUUUAUUGCACGAUAUUUAGUGGAAUCAGCAACAGGGACCCUGUUAUUGGUUGUCACUUUAUACGAAGACAACUGUGAAGUAACUACUGGUUGUAGGGUGUUCGAGGUGCCGAUUAAUACAGGUAAUUCAUGGGCAAAAUCAGAAGUAAAGAAUUUGGGGAAUACAACCUUGUUUGUGGGUGCAAACAAUUCUUCAUUCUGGAUUGAGCCCUUGGAUGAUUCUGUAUGCAAAGCCAAUUGUAUUUAUUUCCUAAACCGGAGCCACGUCUCUACGGCAGAUGACAUCGACAUUGGUAUUUACCAUAUGAAGGAUGGAAAAAUGGACAAACACUUGGAAGAAUUGCCAGAUUUUAAGUACAAAGGAAGUUCAUUAACAUCGCAUUCAUGGCUUCAACCGAGUUUCUAA
Messenger RNA from Fragaria vesca subsp. vesca, 1161 nucleotides. RefSeq lists its product as uncharacterized. The record is from RefSeq and is a predicted model, not a curated record. The transcript has a single exon. Lineage: Eukaryota; Viridiplantae; Streptophyta; Magnoliopsida; Rosales; Rosaceae. Bases 1 to 1161 code for a protein of 386 amino acids.